This is a messenger RNA of Cyphomyrmex costatus, 1462 nucleotides long. It is a transcript of the gene Nt5a, whose product is annotated as 5' nucleotidase A. Gene Ontology annotation, biological process: mRNA 3'-end processing by stem-loop binding and cleavage. Lineage: Eukaryota; Metazoa; Arthropoda; Insecta; Hymenoptera; Formicidae. The record is from RefSeq and is a predicted model, not a curated record. Gene Ontology annotation, molecular function: 5'-nucleotidase activity; U7 snRNA binding; histone pre-mRNA DCP binding. Gene Ontology annotation, cellular component: cytoplasmic U snRNP body; nuclear body. The transcript has 2 exons. The coding region runs from base 185 to 1375 and encodes 396 amino acids.
GCAGCUCUGGUUUAGGAUAUCUAGGGUGUUUUAUACCUCAGGGUUGCACAAUCUGGCAUGGAAUAUUCCUGCGAUUGCCGGCUCAUAAUAUUCAUACCUGCUGAAUUAUUCAAUUGUAUCAUGCUAACCUAACGUACAUUCAUUGCCUGAUAUGACAAAUGCCGGUAAUUGCACUUAAAUAUAAAUGAUUAAAAACCUGGGUUUUCAUCUUACUGUCAGUUUGUACGAGCAUGGACGUUUUGUAUGCAAACGAGUGAAACAAGUAACUGGUAAAAUAGAAAUACUUCCAGGUACGACGAUUGUGUAUUCGAUUUCUAACGGUCGGUACAGUUUUGCGUGUAGUAAUCCCACCAAAAGCGACAUGGACACGUUCAAGUUUACGGACUAUGAUUGCAUCGGUUUCGACCUGGAUAACACGCUGCUGCGUUACAACGUGACGAAUUUGGUGCGCAUGGAGUACGAAAUGCUAGCCAGAUUCCUGGUGGAUAAACGGGAAUACAACGAGAGUCUAUUAAAGCCGCUGACAGAUGAUGACUUGGAUUUCAUGCAGAAAGGAUUGUUGCUUGACUUGGAAAGGGGAAACCUGCUCAGGAUAAGCCCAGAUGGUGUUAUUCGCAGAGCGUGUCAUGGCACGCGUUUGUUAAAUAUGGAUCAAGUAAGGGAGAUAUAUCCUGAACAGAAAUCAGAGCUCACGGACACCUUCUGUCGCGAUAUAAUGGCAACCUGGAAUGGUCCUCUGUCCGAGAAAGUUAGGAGCUUGCUGGAUUAUUUCGAUAUAGUGACGAGUCUCGCGUUUGCACGGGCUGUAGACGCACUGGACAAAGAACAUGGAUCAUCCUUGGACAAAUACAAUAUCUGGCCUGACAUAUUAGCUGGGUUAAUGUAUAUGUUCUUUAGAGAGCACUUUCAAUCAAGCAAGGGAAUUUUUGGACACAUUAAGAGAAAUCCGGAGAAAUAUCUACAUAAAUGCAACUUGAACACAAUCUCGUGGUUGAAAGAAAUAAAGAAAAAAUCUGCGACUUUUCUUCUUACUGGAUCGAACGCGGAUUAUGUGAAUUUUAUUGCGAGUUACGCUCUCGGAGAGGACUGGCGAUCACUUUUCGAUAUUGUAAUAUGUUUCGCGAGGAAGCCAGGGUUUUUUAUUAAUAAUCGGCCGUUUUUUGAUGUUGUAAAUAAUAUCGAAACCGAUAUCAGAAGUCAAGACUUAAAACGAGGUGAAAUAUAUAGUCAAGGAAACUGGAAUGAACUAUUGGAAUUUUUCACUCGUAUAACAGGGAAAACUAAUCAGCAGUGUUUAUACAUAGAUACGGAUUAUCCCAGCUAUCAAGCAACAGUUAAAGCAACUAAACCGAUCUACAUGGGACGUCACAGAUAAAAAACGAACUUUUAAAAAAAAAUAUGCUGAGCAGCGCCAGCAAGAAGAUCUUGCAGCUGUAGAAAACAUUUUAGAGGAUAAAAAUAC